Daucus carota subsp. sativus is the source of this 1918-nucleotide messenger RNA. RefSeq lists its product as uncharacterized. The record is from RefSeq and is a predicted model, not a curated record. The coding region runs from base 149 to 1561 and encodes 470 amino acids. The transcript has 7 exons. Gene Ontology annotation, molecular function: glycosyltransferase activity. NCBI's taxonomy places the organism in Eukaryota, Viridiplantae, Streptophyta, Magnoliopsida, Apiales, Apiaceae.
UCGUAUGUAACUGAGAAAAUCAGUCGCAGACACUAGCCAGCCGCUUAGUAGAGUGGGCGAUUUGCGAGUGAGAUCUAAACCGAGUUACACUACUAACUACAUGUACAAAGCACCUUGAUUGCUUGACUUUACUCUAACUAACUCAUCAAUGGCGAAGCAGCAGUUCUCACAAUACUCAUUCUCUUCAAUCCUCCACAAACGAUGGCUUCUCCGCCUCUUCAUCCUCCUAUCUCUAAUCGCCGCCUUUGCGUUCAUAAUCAGAGCCGCUUUCGAUUCCUCAACUCAUUGCGCUCAGCUUCAGCCCGAUCAGCGAUUCCACUCGGCUGCUCCACUCGGACCUGCUCUCAAUCCUCUCGGUUUCAUCAAGUCUAAGCUCGUUCUCCUCGUCUCUCACGAGCUCUCUCUCUCCGGUGGGCCAUUGUUGCUAAUGGAACUGGCUUUUCUCUUAAGAGGUGCUGGCUCUGAGGUUUGUUGGAUAACAAACCAGAAGCCAGCAGGAGCAGAUCAGGUGACAUACGCUUUGGAGAACAAAAUGCUGGAUCGUGGAGUGCAGGUUGUCGCUGCAAAAAGCCAGGAAGCUGUAAAAGUGGCAUUAAAAGCUGAUAUGGUUGUUCUAAACACUGCUGUUGCUGGAAAGUGGCUGGAUGCUGUUCUUAAGGAAAAUGUUCCUCGUGUACUCCCAAAAGUGUUAUGGUGGAUCCAUGAAAUGCGGGGUCAUUAUUUCAGUAUGGAUUACGUGAAGCAUCUUCCGUUGGUUGCUGGAGCUAUGAUUGAUUCACAUGUAACUGCAGAAUACUGGAAGAACAGAACACAAGAGCGCUUAAGGAUAAAGAUGCCAAAGACGUAUGUUGUCCACCUUGGAAACAGUAAUGAACUUAUGGAAGUUGCUGAAGAUAGAGUAGCAAAAAGGAUUCUGCGGGAGCAUGUUCGGGAGUCCCUUGGAGUGCGAAAUGAAGAUAUACUCUUUGCACAUAUUAAUAGUGUUUCCCGCGGAAAAGGCCAAGACUUGUUUCUGCGUGCAUUUGAUGAGAGUUUGAGAUUAAUUAAAGAACAGAAGCUACAAGUGCCAUCAAUACAUGCAGUUAUUGUAGGCAGUGACAUGUCUGUUCAGACCAAAUUUGAGACAGAACUGCGGAAUUUUGUAUCAUCGAAUAAUAUUCAACAUCGGGUUCAUUUUGUAAACAAAACUCUGACUGUUGCCCCUUAUCUAGCAGCGGUUGAUGUACUUGUGCAAAACUCCCAGGGUCGUGGGGAGUGCUUUGGGAGGAUAACAAUUGAAGCCAUGGCUUUCCAGCUACCUGUACUGGGAACAGCAGCAGGGGGAACUACAGAGAUUGUAGUAAAUGGAUCAACAGGUUUGCUGCAUCCUGCUGGGAAAGAAGGUGUAACUCCUCUAGCAAAAAAUAUAGUCAAACUUGCAACUCAUGUUGAAAGACGACUUACUAUGGGGAAAAAGGGUUAUGAAAGAGUAAAAGAAAUGUUUCUGGAACGGCAUAUGUCACAUAGGAUUGCUUCUGUGUUAAAGGAGGUUUUGCAUCACUCAAAAAAUCAGCGAAACUGAUGAAGGCAUGCUCUUAAGGUAUUUUCUAUGCUGGAGGUCUGUUUAAGCCAUGGUUUAUUGGUGAAAUCUGUUCCUUCGAGAAGUUUGGAAUAUGUUCUUCUCUUGUGGAGAGUUAUCAGAUCUGCUUUAGAAAACAGUCCUGUUACAUCUCAUGUUCUUGACACCCUUCCAUCUGCCUCCCACAUUUUAGGUCCUAUUAGAUUGUGUAUAUAGGAGCACUUGGCUGCAGAUUCCUUGCAUAUAUUCCGAGGAUGAAAUGUACCAAUGUUUAUUUUAUUUAUUAUUAAUUGAUGUCUAACUGUAAAAUGAACAGCAGUUUCAGUCAGCCUAUUUAUUAAACUAGGUUAAGCUACUGAA